Closterium sp. Naga37s-1 is the source of this 1290-nucleotide messenger RNA. NCBI's taxonomy places the organism in Eukaryota, Viridiplantae, Streptophyta, Zygnematophyceae, Desmidiales, Closteriaceae. The record is from the annotation of a GenBank genome assembly.
AUGUACGACCCUGUACCGGACCCCAGCCAGCCCUCAGCGUCAAGCUCUGAUGCCACGGGUGCUGCUGCUAACGGUGCUGCUGCUAGCGGUGCUGCUGCUGCUCCUGCUCGCGAUCUGUUCCUCAUGGGAGGGGCCAGCCUGCCUCAGACGCUAAUGCGCAGCAUCCAGCUUGGAGGUCAGUCCAGCCUGCUGCUGCGCCUGCUGCUCUCUUUUGUGUCUCGCCGGUCUGCCCAAGCAGUCGGCGUGCAACCGGGGCAUGAGUUCCGUGCAGCAAGGGAGGCUGCAGAUGCGAUUGGAGCACAGCUGGUGCUGGGAGAUCGACCCAUUGAGAUCACACUGCGCCGUGCAUGGAAGGCCCUUUCUCCUCUCGACCGCGCUCGCCUCGCCUCUGCUCUCCUGCAAGGCGGGCUGAAGGGGGACUCCCUGGAGCAGAGCGAGUUGAAAGGGGCGUUUCUAAGACAGCGUGAUUCCAAUGGUCAAGAGAUGGGGAGUGUGAAUGUGGAUGGAGAUGUUAUGGGGAGAGGGGGAGUGGUGGAGAAGGGAGUGGAAGAGGGAGAGGAAGAGGUGGAGUUUCUGUCGGCUGUUUUCCAGGAGGUUGCGCGGCAGUUUCCUACGCUCAUCGGGCCACUGGUGCAUGAGAGGGACGCGGAAUCGCGGUCAUUUCCACCUCUCCUCCUCACCAAUCCCCUCGUGCCACGUGUCUCGGUCGCCAACACGGCAGUUCCGAACAUCGCGUUUGCCACAGCAGCCGCGCCGGCACCAACAGCUGCCGGUGCUGCACUCGACACUGCUUCCUGGAAGCUUCUUGAGAGCGCCUUUGGGUUUUCCUUCCUCUACCCGUCCUCCUAUAUAGUCACAAUCAACCGCAAGAACGACCCAGCAGACGCCCCACUCACAGCCGACGGCGCUCAGGCCCUUGCUGUUGUGGGGAAUUUUGUCACCUUCGACACGAUGAGUGUCAUUCGCUAUGCCUUCACUCCAAACCCCGACAAGCUCGCUCCUCUCAUCCAACGGAUCCUGCCCAAUGGGAAUCUGAGCACCUCAUUGGUGGAGGACACGGUGUUCCCCAACCAGCCAAUCAUAGAGCUUCCUCUGGAUCUGCAAAAGAUCCUCUCGGCCCUGGCAUCACCUGCCGGACUCAGUUUCGAGAUCGAGGAGGGGAAGGGGGGCGUGGGUGAGGUGUGUGUCAGGGCAAGGGACAGACCUCGUUCAACCUUUAAUGUGCUUCUGUCUGCUCCCCUUCGCCCCUCUGUGCAGUGUGAUAACGGAGACGUGCCGAGGCAGGAUUGA